CGAGCCAGCGCCCCUCCUUCUGCAGCGCUGACGGUACAACGAUAUAAUAAUGAUGGGUGGCUGAGGCUCGCAUUUGAACUUGCAGGCUUCGCUGCCUUUGCCCACAGCUCGGUCCCGGCUCCGCCGCUCCGAGUCAGGUGCUCGCCGGCGGGAAGCGAGCGAAGGAGGGGACACGGAGCUCCGGCACAAGGGGACAGCCCGGAACCACCGGCUCCUUCCAGCACUAACGAGGGGAUUUACUCUUUCAUGCGGCCACUGGGAUCUCUGGACUAGCCCAGCCACCACGUUGUGAUUUUUUGCUAUCUCUGCAAUACGCUACCUUUUAAGGUCAAGAUGUUGUUAAGUAUAAAAAGUAUCUUAUGGAUGUACUCUACGUUAGUUAUAACAUAUAUGCUACCUAAAGUUAAAGCAGAGAAAAAAACCCUGGUCAAGGGAUCUCUCUCUGGAACUUCAGUCCUGCCAUGCUUCUUCUCAACCACACCCACCAUAUCCUCCAGCUACGCCGCCGAGUACCUCCGGAUCAAAUGGUCCAAGGUGGAACUGGACAAAAGCGGCAAGGACGCCAAGGAAACCACGGUCCUGGUGGCCCAAAACGGCAACAUCAAAAUAGGCCAGAGCUACAAGGACAGGGUGUCUGUCCCCAGCCACUCCGAGGAGAGCGGGGACGCCUCGCUGACCUUCUCCAAGCUGCGCGCCAGCGACGCCGGGGUCUAUCGCUGCGACGUCAUGUACGGGGUGGAGGACACGCAGGGCAUCGUCUCUCUGGCUGUUGAGGGUGUUGUGUUUCACUACCGGGCUGCCACGAGCAGGUACACCCUGAAUUUCACACAGGCCCACCAGACCUGCCGGGACAACGGCGCCGUCAUGGCCAGCCCAGAGCAGCUGAAAGCAGCCUACGAGGAUGGCUUUGAGCAGUGUGAUGCUGGAUGGGUGUCUGACCAGACUGUCAGGUAUCCAAUUAGACACCCAAGAGUUGGCUGCUUUGGAGAUAAGAUGGGAAAGAAAGGAGUCAGGACGUACGGGCGCCGCUUCCCUAACGAGACUUACGAUGUUUACUGCUACGUGGAGCACAUGGAAGACGAAGUGGUCCACGUCUCAUCCCCCCAGAAGUUCACCUUCGAGGAAGCCAGGGAGCUGUGUGAGGAGCGAGGCGGUGUCCUGGCUUCCGUGGGGAACCUCUAUGUGGCCUGGAGGAACGGCUUUGACCAGUGUGACUACGGGUGGCUGGCGGACGGCAGCGUCCGCUACCCGGCCUCUGUGGCGCGGCCCCAGUGCGGUGGGGGUUUGCUUGGGGUGAGGACCCUGUAUCGCUAUGAGAACCAGACAGGCUUCCCUUACCCCGAUAGCAAGUUUGAUGCCUACUGCUAUGAACCUAAAAAAGUCACAACCGAGCCUACAACCAUUGAGCCUGUGACAUCCCUGAGAACUGACAGCGUGAAAUCGUCGCCGGCUGGAGCUCCUCUCGAACCUCCCAUCUCUGAGACCCCGCUCACCGAAGUGCCUGCCACCCAAAUGGUUUCUUUGGAGGAAACAACCCCAGAGUCUGAGGAAGACACAGACAUGACUACUGAAGUGGCUGAGGAGAAAAGAGAGAUGGAGGUGCUCAUGGAGAAUAUUCCAUUAACCACCCUUCUACCUCAGACUGUCACCGACGGCGAAACAUUCACUUAUGAGACACUGGGAAGGACUGAAUACGAUGUCUCACCCAGCCUAACAGACACCACGGCCCCAGAUUUGGAGCUGGAUCACACUUACUCUGAAGCAGAGCUGCCCGAGGAACAAGGUAGGUCUGAAAGCAUUGAGGACGCUUUCUUGACCUCUGUAAUUUUUCAGGAUAGCACAGCUGUAGCUAAGAGUUCCACUGGUUUUUGGGAAGAUGCUGAAACGGGAGAUGCACAAAGGCAUGAUGCUGAUAAUCAGACUGAGCAAAUAGAAGUGGGUCCUCUGAGGACAGCUACAGAUAGCUUCUUACAGACUUCUCGGAGAGAGGCUGCCAGGACAGGGACUUCAGAUUCACUAACAAAAGAGAAUGUGUCUCGCGGUGCCCACCUCACAAAUGCACCCACGGAAAAAUCACUGGAGGCAAAAUCCGAUGAGAAACUUACAACUGUUGUAAUCCCUAAGGCUUUGCUCACAGCUGAGUCUGCAGAGAGGGAGGGCAGUGAGAGCCUGCACACCGCUGUGUCUGGCACAGAUUCUGGGCUGGCUACUGGCCAUGCCCCAAGGUCACAAGUGCCUGCUGCAUCAGAGACACUCCUAGAUGAGCAAGCAGUAACCACUGGACAGUUUUCUGCAGUGAAAGAGUCAACUCCCUGGGUUAAAUUUAGCUCUGCAACAGCAUUUGACAGCGAGGCCUCUGCUCAAGGGAGCAGAGAGGACCUGAGGGAUGCGCAGCCCACUGUGGCAUCUGGAACACCUGUAUCCUUUUCUGUGUCAGCUGCUGAUCAAACAGAAUCUGAGGCCAUCUCAGGAAGCACCGAUGCCCUGCCAGUCUUUGGAGAAGGCACCGUGUCUCUUAUCCCCUCAUCUCAGCAGACAGAAGCAUCAGCUGUCCUAGAGGAGGAAACAAAACAGCCAGAAAUGAGGACAACAGAUGUGCAGGUCCCUCUUUCCACAGCUGCCAUUCCUCCGUGUGUUGCAGCAGAAUCUGAGGGAUGUUCUGCAAGGGAGAAGAUCACACAGGCCCCUGGGUGGCUGCCAACAGAUAAAGAGGAGGGGUAUAUGACAGAAGAGUCAUCUCACACUGGAAGGGUGAUUGAGUUAGCUACAGAGGAUGGCUUCUCUGGAAUGGAGCCCACAUCAUCUCCAGGGCACAUUGUGGAAUCCACAGUGCAUCCAGGAGCUCCAAUUUCAGCAGCUACAGAUGCAGCUGAGACAAGCAGGGAGCCAGCAGAGGCCACGAGGCAUGAAGAAGUGGUAUCAGCUGAUUCUGGUCAGAGUAGAGACACUGCAAGUGUAUCCCACACGAGCAGCUCCUUGGAUUUGGAAGUGACCACAGUAUCCAAAAUACCAGUGGAAGAAAGUAGUGCAACCAUAGGGUUUUUUAGCUCCCCAAGUGUAACUGUAUUGCCAAGUGCUGUGCCCACAGCUGUGGGGGUAACUGAGCGUGAAGGAGAUGAGACAUCAGGGACAGAGGGAACUUUUAAAUUUACAGGUGUAACAAAGGUAGAUACUGCAGUUCCACAGAAGGAGUAUGAUGCUUCCCUAGUUCCAGUUACUGUAGAGAGUGAGGUCACUAGAGAUGUGCCAAUUACUGAUCAGACUCCUUUUGAUGAUGUCUUUCAUACAGAAGCAACAGAAACAACUGCAAAACAUAGCAAGGUGUUCCCAGAGCUCUCCACACUGGACCAAGGUUUGGAACCAAGAACUGCCACGCUUUCUGUGACAUCUGCCCACACACACGAGCCAGAGGUGUCACCAGGACCUGAGUGGCCUCAAACAGCAGUUCAGGAGACACAGGAUGAGACAGGCUCAGCUUAUGAGGAGAUGUACCCAACCACAGAGGCACCUGUGCCUGCAGUGACAUCCACAGACCACAGAGGGGUUCUGGCACCUGAGGAAACCAGCACCUGGUUGCACCUCACGGUGACUCCAGCAGCUGGAACUGGUCCUGACCAGGAUGAGGAGGUCACUGAGGUGAUGCCCAUAACUGCUGGAACUGAAGCAAAGACACAGGACAGCCCAGGAACCCCCACCAGGGAGGGGGAUGAUGCAGUGAGCUGGGAUUCUGUGCCACCCUCCCAUACGAUGCCAGCAACACGUUCCACUGUGGAAAGCAUUACUGACCUGACUCUGGGAGCUUCUCCAAGCCUGGCUACGGAAGGCUCAGGAAUGACUACAGAACCUGAGGAAACCAGGCCAGCUGUGUUUGCAGCUACUGCAACAGAUAAGGCAACAACUCUCAGCAGCGUGACAACACCUUCCCUUGGUGCUGUGGACAAAAUUCAGCCUACGUCUGCAACCAAGCCUUUUGUAACUCCAAAGUCUCCACGCAUCAUUCCUGAGGAAGAAGAGGAGGUAACAAGCCAUGACAUCAUCAUCAUUGAUGAAUCUGUUUCUCCCAGCAAAGCCACCGCUGAGGAUGACCUGCCAGGAAAGAUGCUGGAGCCAGAAAUCGAUAAGGAAUAUUUCACAGCAUCCACUGCCACAGCAGUGGCACGACCUACUGCUCCACCCCAAGUGAAGGAGGCCACAGAGGCCUUGCAACCUCAGGAGGUGUCUCCUUCUGCUUCACACCCUGAUAAGGACAUAAGAUUGUAUGUUAUUCAAAUCACAGGCAAUGACACAGAUCACCCCGUGAAUGAAUUUUUGGAUCUGUUCAAUCGCCACAUGCUUCCUCAUGCAAUAGAUGAAACCCACAUUGAUGCAGAGUCAGCUCAGACUGAACCCUGUACCUCAGACUCUGUGCAGGAUUCGUCUGAAUAUAUAAUACUGGAUCCUUUCUUUCCAAACUAUCCAGAGUUUGAAGAAGACGAAGACUGUGAAAAUACUACUGAUGUUACAACCCCUCCAGCUUUGCAGUUCAUCAAUGGGAAGCAACAGGUUACCAGUGCACCUAAGAGCACAAAAGCUGAGGAAGCGAGGAGUGACCAAAUCGAAAGCGUUGCCCAUUCCAAAAAUGUAACCUUUUCUCAAAUCAACGAGACAAACACAUUUAUAAUUAAUGAAUCUGAAGCUUCUGGUACUAUGCAACCAAGCAAAGCUGGAGAAGUAAUAGGGGCGUUUGAGGUCACACAACCAACCUCAGGGGCUGCAAUGUUAGAGCCUGUCUAUAGUGGGGAGUCUGAAGUUGUUACAACAGAUAAAUCAAUAGCCACCACUUCUUCACACGAGCAGUCUCUGCAAAAUAAUAGAGAGACCAUGACAUGGCAGGGAACUGAGGAGAGCUCUACUAAAGAUAGCAAAAACCUGCUUUUGAUUUCUGGUGAAUCCUCUGGAGAUGGCUCCACUGAAUCCGAUCUGUCCACUUCGGUCUUAGAAGUCAUGACAGGGUCGAGAAAGGAAGAUGAUGAAAAAGAUUCUGGUAUAACAUCUUCUCCUGAUGCUUCUACUGUGGAAAGUUCUGCUGUAACUGCUUCUCUGGAGGCAGUUUUUAUUCCUGUUACAGUAGACAAUGUUGUAACUGACCUUAAUUCAGAAAAGGCAACCCCUGCUCCAGGAAACCACUAUAAAACAACUAUUAAACUUAAUGCAAAUUCCCCUGUUGAAAACAUUCUGGAAACAAGUCAUACAGCAAAGCCUGAGAUGAGUGCUGCUUCUUUUAUGGUUCUGGAAGGCUCUGGAGAUGUGAAAGAUAGCAUCACUGUACCUUCAGCUGUGACAGAGGAAACAGCAGUAACAGAAACACUUUCAGUGCAAGACAUUUCUUUGGGCUCCGGCACAGCACUGCUGACAGAAUUUUCUGUAACUGAUUCAGGAAUCACCUCUGCUUUGCCCAGAGCUAUAAGUACUCCUUAUUCUGAUUUUGAUCAAAGUCCUCAAGUAACUGUUGCCACCGACUCUGUGUCUGAGCUAAUUACGGAAAAAGUGUUUGCCAGUUCUCUUGUAACUGAAAAGAGUAUUGAUGAUGAAAAAGAAAUACACGCCACUGUUUAUGCAGGUCCCCAAAAUUCAGCUACUGCUACAGAGGAAAGUUUGGAUUUGAAUGAACUUGGGAGCACUACAAGUGAAGUCAGAACUGUAAGUCAAGAGCCACUCAGAAAAACAGUACCAAGCACCACAAAUUCUGAAACCAAAAAGGUCACCACCAUUCCUCUCUUGAGGGAGAAGAAGCUUUUUGUAAGUGAAGGAUCAGCAGAAGAGCCUGCAGACAUAUUUUCAGGGGGUUCCACAAGCAGAGUGGUAAGUAUUGGCUCCCCAUUUACUGAUCCAGGUUCUGGAGACAUAGAUUUUGUUGUUGAGUCUGCUACUUUGACUUCGGUCCCGUUAAGGCCUGUCACUGAAACACAAACAGAAAUUUAUGAAGGAAAAAUUUACAGCACAGAUGAUGCUUCACCAAAGGACGCAACAACAGAAUAUGAGAAACAUGCAAGAACAGAGGAGCCUGCAGUAACAGUUUUGAGUACUUGGUCAGAGAGCUUCACAGAGGGGUCUGGAGUAGAAAGUCAGAUGUCCCUGGAUAUAUUUAGUACCAAAAACCCAGGAGAACCAAACAUUGAAACAAAACCAACCUACACAGCUCCUUCUGACAUAAAAUCUGGUUCCACAAAAGAGAUAACAUCUCACAUUGCACCAGGAGUUGAAACUGGAGAUUCAGAAACGGGUGAGGCCACAUCAUCUCCAGGAUCUGUGGUCAGUAACAACCCUCAUGAGGGCUUGGUGACACAUGGUACUGGCAGUAUAAAAGCAGUAGCUGAAUCUACAGAAAGCAAAGGUGCAAAAGUUGGUUCUUCAACUGUCUCCUUGGGCAAGAUCUUCCUGAUUGAGCAUGGCUCUGGGGAAGAAUUCAAAGAUGACAGCAGCACCACAAAACUUAUGUCUAAUGGACCUACAGAAGAAAUACUUGGAGGCCAUUUCUCAAUUACUGACCAGGGAUCUGGAGAACCAGACUCAUCCACUGGAUCAUUUGCAGGAACAGCAGUUUCCCCUACUGGGAGACCAGAAACAUGGGAAAAGGAUGACAGACAGGCUGUCAGCAGCACAUCACCUCUGGAUCCUGCCUUCACUACAGAUCCUGAUGAGCAGGUCACAAGUUCUGACCAUGAGUCCUCCAUGGGGACUACAGGGGAUGUGAGAACUGAGGAGAAAACUGUUGAUGAGAUGACAGUGAGACCUUUCUCUACGAAAAUUCCUUUGAUGGAAGAGAUACAUUCUGGGGAAGAGAUGCCAAGUGAAAUUUCACCAAAAGCUACGGAAUCUUCUGAAGAAACAACAGCAGACCCAUUGUUUAAAAGUACACAGACUAGCCAUGAACAUCUGGGAUUUUUAAAUGUUCCAACUCUCAGUCCUUAUCUGGAAGAAAAGGAAUUAGAAACUGAACCUGUUAAGGAAAUACUUUUGCCAUUUAAUGAUGACAGAGUAACAGAGCCUGUAACAACUGAAAGGAAAUACAUAAGCUCUCCAGUCACAGUUAUAGAGCAAGAGCAAGAGCUGGUACAAAACAUUUUCCCUACAAAAGAUAUUCCCAGAACAUUCCUGACACCUGAGGAAGAAAAGCUGCCAAAUCACGAGCUCAUUGGUGAUCCUCUGUUUUCAGGACAGGGGUCAGGAGAUGACCUUGCUGUUCUUCCUUCUGUAGUGCCAUUUGUUGUCCAAAGGAUCAAGAGCACCUCAAGCCCUGAAACUUCUCACCCUGCACAUAUGGGACCUGGACUUUCCACUGACAUGACACAAGACUUUGAGCGAGGAAGCACUCCAGGAAAUGUUGAAGUUAAUGAAGAAGUCACAAGUGCUGUAGCUGAGCUGCUGCCAGAAACUGGAGACCCAUUCCCCACCUCCACAUUCCCCAGUUCUUCAGCUUUAGCAGAAGACAGCUCCAAGACCUUCAUCUCUAAAGAGGUUGAGGACACCACACAUUAUUUUGUUGCAAAUGAAGAACCACAGGAAAAGGAAACUGACUAUAGGAGAGGAGAAAAUGAAACAGAUAACACAACACCCACUUCUAAAGCUGUUUCUCCAGAGGAAAAUUCACAUUUUCUGAUUAAAGGUGGCACAACUCCUGUAUCUGUUAUACUGAAUGGAACUCCCAGUCCUGAAACAGAGGAAUCUCUUGUAACAUCAGCAACAAAAGCCAUGGGCAGAAUACUACCUGAGGGCUCUGGUGAAGGAUCUGGCUGGGUUGGUGUUUCAGAGUCAUCUUCCCCUGAUAUGUUAACCCAUUUCUCAAUACCCACCGUAUCCAAAGUGGAACUAAAUGUUUCAUCUAGUGUUCCUGGACAUGUUUAUUCCAAAGUUAUGACCACAGAGGCACCAGGAGAUGGAUCAGAGACUGCAGUCACUGGACUAGUCUCCCUCUUUACAGAAGAAACAGAGGUGUUAGGAAAUCCAUCUGCUGCUCAUCCAAAGACAGCUUCAUCAGAGGAACUAACAAGUGACACUGGGUUAUAUGAAAAAAUAAUUCCCAUGAUUGAUGACAGAAGAAGUGUUAUAUUGAAUGUUUCUGUUUAUGGUGAUAUCACCCUGAUUGAAGAACGGCUGCAAACCCCACCAGAAGAAACAACCAUUAUAGACAUGGAUCACUCUAAAUCAAUGCCUGAGGAUAUAAUUAGUGUGCAGACAAUGCCAAAUCCUGUUACACAGUCAACAUAUGGCUAUGAUGAUAGCACAACAGCUGAAGGGGAGAAAUAUUAUUCCACUCCCAGGUUUUCCAUAGUCAAAGAAAAGACACUUGGAUCUGGUGAUAAUCUUCCUCUGACUACUUCCAGUCCACCAAGUAGAGAGUUGGUGACUUCUGGACACAGACAAACCUCAGGUGACACGGAUUUGGGUUCAGGGAAUGACAUGAAUUUUGCAACAGAAACUCUCACCACCACGGAACCCUCUGAACUGGGCAUUUUCCUUCCUACAGUGCCAUCUCUGGCAAGCCCUCAGGUGCCUCACGAGUCCAAACCUGUUGUAACCAGCCCCACAGAAGACACCCCUGAGCCAAGCACUUCAGCAAACAACCAAGCAAUAGCAGAUCAAAGUGAAACAAUCUCUGGCUUUUCUGGGAUGGGCCAAGAAGAGCUGGCUGAUAAUCAGCCUGUGGUUCCUUCUCUUACACCAGUUGUAACUGGUGAGCCAGAAAAGGCUUUGACAGCCGGUGAGCUUGAGUUAAGUGUUGUCACCACACAGCCUACAUCCCAGCUGACAACUGUGUCACCUACCCAGGGUGCAGGGAAUCAUCCCACGGUGUACACAGAGUCAAAAUCAGCAGAGUAUGAGGAAACAGAUGCAGUGAGUUUUUAUUCUGUUCCUCAAACUCCUAAAUCCUCAGUAACUGUUCAUUUAGUAAACAGAGUGUCUGAGUACCCUGAGGUAAUCAUUACAAGCACAUCAUCAUCACCAUCAUCAUCAUCAAGGGGUUCACAUCAGUCCAAUCACUCAUCAGGAGGAAUCUUCAAAGAGGUUAGUUCUGAUGUUACAGCAACAUAUAAACCACCCACUAGUGACCUUCUUGACACAACAGAGUCCUCUCUGCUGGAGCUUUCUCCUGAGCCUGUUUCAGACAGCACAAGCACAGAAAGCCCUCCUCAGUCUGGCAGGCUUCUAACAGGUGGGACAGAAGAGACAGAAACCCCUGCAACUGAUUUAGCUGGUGAGGAAGAAGCUGCUGUUUCUGGAGAUUCUCCAUCAAUACAUGUCUUGCCUACUGCUUUUCUGAAUUUUGGAGAAAGAGUGAGCACAGAUGUUCCAAAAGUCAGCACAGCAAAAGUCGAAGCUUCCUCAGGGAGAGUCAAUAAUCCCCUCCAAGAGGAAGACAGGACUGCUGAGAGACAAAACCCCUGGCUCGUGUCCACAACUGUUUCAGACUCACCCAACAGCAUCGAAAGUGAAGGAUUUAAACCUGGCCAGGAAGCAGUUACAAUUCUAACCUCGCCUUCCCAGCUUUUGCAUGGAGGCACAGAAACACAGGCGGCUUUGUUUGGUCAGGGGGAGAUCACAACCAUCUCUUCUAACAUUGCAACAAACAGCAUUGCCCCUGGAAACAGUCCCUACCAAAACCAGCCAUCAACACUGAGCUCUGAGGAGCCAAACACUGUGGAAACUGUAACUCCAUCAUUUUCCCUUCCGGAGGUCACGAACGGAUCAGAUUUCGUGAUUGGCACCAGUGUGGGUUCAGUUGAAGGCACAGCAGUGCAAAUUCCAGGCCAAGAUCCAUGCAAGAGCAGCCCCUGCCUCAACGGUGGCACCUGCUACCCACGUGGUUCCUUCUACAUCUGCACCUGCCUGCCAGGUUUCAGUGGGGAGCAGUGUGAAUUAGAUAUUGAUGAGUGCCAGUCCAACCCGUGCCGGAACGGAGCCACGUGCAUUGACAGCCUCAACACCUUCACCUGCCUGUGCCUGCCCAGCUACGUUGGGGCUCUCUGUGAGCAAGACACGGAGACCUGUGACUACGGCUGGCACAAGUUCCAGGGCCAGUGCUACAAGUACUUCGCGCACCGGCGCACAUGGGACACGGCGGAGCGGGAAUGCCGCCUGCAGGGAGCACACCUGACCAGCAUCCUGUCCCACGAGGAGCAGAUCUUCGUCAACCGUAUUGGCCAUGACUACCAGUGGAUUGGCCUCAAUGACAAGAUGUUUGAGCGUGACUUCCGCUGGACUGAUGGCAGCCCACUGCAAUAUGAGAACUGGAGACCAAACCAGCCAGACAGCUUCUUUUCUGCUGGAGAAGACUGUGUUGUUAUAAUCUGGCAUGAGAACGGGCAGUGGAAUGAUGUCCCGUGCAAUUACCACCUCACUUAUACCUGCAAGAAAGGAACAGUGGCUUGUGGCCAGCCUCCUGUCGUGGAAAAUGCAAAGACCUUUGGGAAGAUGAAGCCUCGUUAUGAGAUCAACUCCCUCAUCAGAUACCACUGCAAGGAUGGCUUCAUCCAGCGCCACAUCCCGACCAUCCGCUGCCAGGGGAACGGACGAUGGGAUAUGCCCAAAAUUACUUGCAUGAAUCCCUCCACAUACCAAAGGACUUACUCUAAGAAAUACUACUACAAACACUCCUCAUCGGGCAAGGGGACGUCGUUAAACUCCUCCAAGCACUACCACCGCUGGAUCAGGACGUGGCAGGACUCGAGGCGCUGAGAGCUAAAUGGUGAAUUGGGGAUUUCCACCAUUUCAGCCAAAGUCAUAACUUUCUGUGCCUUUUUCUAUCACUUAUAGGAGUAUUAUCGAAAUCGUUUUGAAACUACGGACUGCAGUAUUCACGGCGCGUUUUGCAAAAAAAAAAAAAAGGAAAAAAAUAAAAAAUUACGGUGUUUAUCAGAAAAUUUAAGAAAUAAAUAAAAAAAGAGGAGAAGUGCUUAUGGGGAUAAAAGGAAACCAUUUCCAGCCUAUAAAGAUUAUUAGUUUUCUAUAUGCCAUCGGUGUGGACCAUUUUAUGAUAUGUACCAGCCUUCUGCAAUAUUUAAACAGCUCAAUUUUAGCACCAAUGAAAAUGUAAAUAAGAUGAUUUUAAUGUUGUUUGACUGUGUGUUGUUUUUAAAAUCCUGUAUAUAAAAUGAAAAGUCACACUAAUUUCAGGCAUAUUUAUGGUUAGAACGGCCUCAGAGGUCUUCAGUCAUUUAUGACGUUGUUUCUGUGUUGUUUACCUAGGCUGGAAAUGGUUGAAAUAAAGACUUCACUGACUGAAAUUUGCAAUUAUCAGGUGAAGAUAAACACACAAGUGACAUGACUUUUUUUUUUUUUUUUUUCUAAUGGGAGCUGUGCCAAUUCCCACCCACCCAAGGUACAGUUUGUGUCCCAGGAGAUGAAAAGUUUAGACAGAGCACAUAAAAGUGGCACGAAGCAUGAAUUAGGGACUGCAAUAUGGAACGUUUUUUCUGCUCUCCAUUCCAGCUUCAGCACAUGUGAGAAAGGACUGUGUGGAGGAGUUGUGUAUGACAAGGAGAGCCUUGUAAAAUUCCAAGUGCUAAUACAUUAACUUUAUCAACCAGGGCCACUUUUUUUUUUGUUUUGUUUUGGUUUUUUUUGUUUGUUUGUUUUUUCAAGAAGAGAAAAAAAGGAAACAAGGAAAAAAAUUACUUUCAUGAUAUUAACCACAAGGUCUAUAUUACAGGUCUCUGCAUUCUAAAAUGGAGGUAGACCUGGUGUUUGGGGGAUUUUUUUUUUUGUAGAAAACAAACAAAAAUCAAAAAAGUAAAUAAUUUUGUAUAUAUAACCAUUUUUUAAUCUUUUUAUAAAGUAAUGAAUGUUUGUGUAUGAAUGCUGCAGCUGUGAAGCGUACAUAAAUAAAUGAAGUAAGCCAUA
Passer domesticus (house sparrow) is the source of this 11880-nucleotide messenger RNA. RefSeq names its product versican (gene VCAN). Bases 334 to 10716 code for a protein of 3460 amino acids. Gene Ontology annotation, biological process: cell adhesion; glial cell differentiation; skeletal system development. Gene Ontology annotation, molecular function: hyaluronic acid binding; calcium ion binding. Gene Ontology annotation, cellular component: perineuronal net; synapse. Lineage: Eukaryota; Metazoa; Chordata; Aves; Passeriformes; Passeridae. The transcript has 15 exons. The record is from RefSeq and is a predicted model, not a curated record.